Thamnophis sirtalis is the source of this 2262-nucleotide messenger RNA. The record is from RefSeq and is a predicted model, not a curated record. NCBI's taxonomy places the organism in Eukaryota, Metazoa, Chordata, Lepidosauria, Squamata, Natricidae.
CUGCGUGCUACUAUUGGCUAUUGGACGUUAGAGAACGUUUAGUAACCGUCUUCCUUUUGGCUUGCUGUUAACAGGCGUUCGUUUGAUUCACACCGUAUAUAAUUACUGAUUAAGAUUUCAAGGGAUCUCUUAAAACUGAAAAAUUGGAAUGGCCCUCGGUAUUAUUAUUAUUAUUUUUAAAAGACAGUAUUAAAAAGCUUAGAAUGUAGACAAAACGUACAUUUCCAUGUUGGAGAAAGCUGUUGUAGAACGUAUGAUAUUCCUCACCUAAGCGGAUCAUCCUUGAUGCUUUGACUGAAGUGUCAAGCAACAUUAGAAGGAAGUGAAAAAUGACCACUGCUAACAAGACUCCCCCUGGUGCAGAUCCAAAACAGCUGGAAAGGACAGGAACUGUUCGAGAAAUAGGUUCACAGGCUGUUUGGUCUCUUUCAUCUUGUAAACCAGGCUUUGGGGUGGAUCAGUUACGAGAUGAUAACCUAGAAACAUACUGGCAAUCUGAUGGAUCACAGCCUCAUUUGGUCAACAUCCAAUUCAGAAGAAAAACUACUGUGAAGACUUUAUGCAUUUAUGCAGAUUAUAAAUCUGAUGAAAGUUACACUCCAAGCAAAAUCUCUGUGAGAGUAGGGAACAAUUUUCACAAUCUUCAGGAAAUUCGGAAUCUCCCAGUAUCAGAACGGGCUGCAGUUUCAAAUGGGUCAGGAUGCCAUUUAUAGAUGCCUAAUAUUUUCACUUGUGCACUUGAGGACUGGACUUUGGUGAUGUCUUCAUAAUUGGCACAAACUAGUGGUAUACCAAUCUUGAAUCUAUGAAAAGGUUUUGAUUGCUGUCUAAGAUUUUGAUUGUUUAAGCUAGCUAAACUUCUAUGUCAUCUGUUGAUUAUAUAAUUUCUGAUUGGCGAGAAUUGCUCCAGUAACUAAACUAGAAAAAAGUUAAAAUAUAAACAAAAUAAAAAUUUCAAUAUAUUAGAAACCUAUGCCAAAAAAUAGAAGAGGAGUAAAAUGCACAUUUUUCAAUUAAAAGAGAGGAGACAGGGAAAAUAAUGUGUAUGUUCUAUCUCUGGAAGUAUUGCUUUAAACCUAAAAAUAAAAUCAGAAAAAUAUUUAGUACAAUUCUGUCUGUUCUUUGAUCCCCCCCCCACUUUAAAUUCCACUAGAUGUCACUCUUGUCUUUAAAUUCUUUGGCUUCGUGUACCAACAUCAUUCUAUCUAUGCUUCUAUAUCUACCGUAGUUAUAGAAGCUGAGCAAUAUGGUUGAGAUGGGGAGAAAUUAUAUUCUACAGGCUAUCUUUGCUAUUCAUGCAUGCAUGUAAAAUGUUUAUAUUUUAGUGGACAAUUUUAAUCUUGAUGUGUAGACUUUCAUAGAUACGUUAAAUCCUGUUUUAUUUUUUCAACUGCUGCCAGAUUUUUAUUACUUCUGUAUUUGUCUCCGAUUGAUUUUAGCCUUUAUGCAAGUAAAGAAUGAUGAUGGGAAAUCUUAGCUUCUUAUUAAAUAGAGAAAACAUCUUACAAGUGCUAUUACAUUUGCUGUUCUCUACAACUUGCUUUUUAACAACAAAUUAGUAGAACUAAAAUCACAGGGCUAGAAGGAACCUUGGAAGUCUUCUAAUCCAACUUCCUGCCCAAGAUAUGAGACUAUUAGAUUACUAGAUUACUGCACUUAUGAAACAGUAAUGUAUAAACUGUAACUGCUUGUUAAAUGUCAUAUGAGGAGGCACUACCUGACUGAUCAAGAUUGAAAUUGAACACCCUCCCCCCCCCGCCCACCAAUAAUCAGUGUUGAAUCUGGUAAAAUCACUAGCUAUCAAGAAGACUGUAUGGAUGUAUCUAUGUAAUCACAAGGGCUGUGCUUGAGAGUUUCUAAUGAUCAUUUUGUUGUAUAGGUUUUCAUUUUCUUUAUAUCUAUCCAAUAUAUGAAGAAAGAGCAAAAUAAAUGAAAAUGCAUAUUUUAUGAAUAAUAUUGCCCAAUCCAACCUAUCAAGAGAAUGUGCAUAAGAUUUCAGCUCUGUUCUAGUUCUCAUUCUUUCAGUCUGCAUACUUAAUUAAAAGUGGAACAUCUUAUAUUUUAGUUUCCCCUUUUCACGAAAGAUGAAACAAUCCAAUCCAAUAAAGAAGGUUAACAUUCUAAAAUAAUUAGCAUUAUGAAAAUAAAGCUGAAUGACUUAGAUUUUAUCAUCAUUCUAUAUUUUUCUCUCUUUUCUCAUCUUAUGAUACAGCAAGAAGAUUCAGAACUUCUGCUUCUAUUUCAGAUUAAUUACCUUUGAGU